AUGAACUUCGAUUUUGCUCUUCGACUUGCUGAGGUGAGCACGCUCUGUGGCCAGCCAGCCAUUGCUACUCAUCCCAUUAGUCAACUGUAUGCCUUGCAUCUCUUCCAUAAGGCCGCAUUUCGGGAGGCUCUUGAUCUAUUUUAUCAGCUCAACACCAACCCAAUCGACGUUCUUGGCAUGUGCGCAAACUUCCUACCAGACCACCUUCGCUCAUAUACCACUUAUCCUGCCCCAUUAAAGGUGUCUCCUCUUUCUUAG
This is a messenger RNA of Protopolystoma xenopodis, 258 nucleotides long. The record is from the annotation of a GenBank genome assembly. NCBI's taxonomy places the organism in Eukaryota, Metazoa, Platyhelminthes, Monogenea, Polystomatidea, Polystomatidae.